AUGGUCUCGCUGCGGUGGUAUAUUCGACAUUGCAAAUUUAUUUCAUUUUUUCUGCAUAUUUACUCUAAAUAUACCAUGUUUUCUUCAUCAACUUAUUUCUAUGGUACCUUAAAAUUAUCCGAUUUUUCCUUUCACAUUCUCAGUAGAAUCAUAGGGCUACCACCACUUCAUUUUUGUGCCAUGUAUACACAAUGA
Babesia microti strain RI is the source of this 195-nucleotide messenger RNA. RefSeq lists its product as hypothetical. The coding region runs from base 1 to 195 and encodes 64 amino acids. The transcript has a single exon. NCBI's taxonomy places the organism in Eukaryota, Apicomplexa, Aconoidasida, Piroplasmida, Babesiidae. The record is from RefSeq and is a predicted model, not a curated record.